AUGACAGAUGCGGCCACGCACUUUUAUGAAAAGCAGUACAGUGUCGAUCCAAUUAAUGAUUCACCCGUUGAAGAUCUACUUAGCCACGUCCCUUCUAACCAAUUCUUUAGUGAAGCCACUCGAUCCUCCAUGACAUUUUCACUAGCAUUCGACGGUAUAUGUGCAGCAGUCGGCCGCUCCCCCCACUAUAGCAGCCCUGGCCCGGACAGUCGAGCUACUGUCUUGAACACGUUGAUUCUCUCCCGUAUUUGGCAUGCUCUUCGAAUAAAAACUGUCCUCAAAAGGUUCUUCGACGAACUCUGUUCCAUCUUAGGCCGUUUCCUCCGGCGGAAUAUGCUCUCUAUGGCGAUCCUGUCUUCUAUGUUUUCAGAAACUGCAAAAAGGCUUAGGCGUGUUGGACUCGCAGAUUCAACAGAAAGUACUGACUAUGCAAUAGCUACAACCGAUUCUUGA
Molecule: messenger RNA, 453 nt
Organism: Phycomyces blakesleeanus NRRL 1555(-)
Lineage: Eukaryota; Fungi; Mucoromycota; Mucoromycetes; Mucorales; Phycomycetaceae
Exons: 2
Coding region: 1-453 (150 amino acids)
Source: RefSeq, a predicted model, not a curated record